Pedinophyceae sp. YPF-701 is the source of this 2481-nucleotide messenger RNA. The record is from the annotation of a GenBank genome assembly. Lineage: Eukaryota; Viridiplantae; Chlorophyta; Pedinophyceae.
AUGGACGAGGAGCAGCGUAAUGAGAAGUUCGGGAUGGACAACGACUACGAGGGGGGCCAGUGGAUCGAUGGAGAGUUCUUCUACACCAAGAAAAAGGCCCGCCGGGCGCAGACCAAGGAGGAGCAGCUGUACGGCGUGUGGGGCUCCAGCGGCGAGGAGGAGGCCGACGAGGCCGGGGGCUUCGGCCGGCGGAAGAAACAGCGGCGCGAGGGCGGCAGGACGGACUACAAGGCUCCCGUGGGGUUCGUGAGCGCUGGGCGCGUGGGAGGCGACGCCGAGGCGGCGAACGACGCGCCGGCCGCGGCCCCCGAGCGCGGCGGGCUAGGUUCGGGCAUGGCGGGGCUCGGGUUCACGAAGGGUGGCGUCCAGAAGCCCGAGGACGAGCCGCCGGGUCCACGCGGGGCCGAGGUGUCCGCGCCGCUGUCCGCGCAGGCCGCCGAGGCGUCGCGCGAUGACGACGAGCCGGCCGUAUUGCCAACAGACUUCGGCCGGCGCAUCCGGCAGGCGGCGGCGGAGGAGGCGGAGCGGCGCGAGGCGGAGCGGCGCGUGGCGGAGGCGCGCGGGGGCCACGGGGAGUUCAGGGGGGUGGGGGAGUUCGAGAAACACACCAAAGGCAUCGGGGCGAAGCUACUGGCGAAGAUGGGGUACAAACCGGGUCAGGGCCUGGGGCGCGCGAAGCAGGGGAUAGCGUCGGCGAUCCAGGUGAAGAUGCGCCCGAAGGGCAUGGGGAUGGGGUAUAACGACUUCCAGGAGGCUGGGCAGUUGAACAAGGCGGCGGAGGAGGGCGCGGACGCGGGGGGGGGCGUCGGGGAGGCGGUGACGGUGAUCGACAUGCGCGGGCCGCAGGGGCCGAAGGUGCUCAAGAACCUCGAGGGCCUUUCGAAGGACGCAGACGACCUGGACACGCCCGCGGCGCCGCGGGGCUUCCUGCCGGAGGUGCGGCACAACCUGCGCCUCUUGGUCGACCUAGCGGAAGCCGACCUGUCGAAGUUUUCGGGGCAGCUGCGGCGCGCGAAGGACACGGCGCUGGUCCUCGGCCGCGAGAAGGACCGGCUGCGCGGCGAGCUGCAGGACGCCGAGGAGUCGGCGGACGCGCACCGGGCGCUGGCGGGCCAGUGCAGGGCCGUCGAGUCUGUCGCGAAGGCGCUGGCGAGGACCGCAGUGUCCGCGGCGGGGGCGGACGGCGGCGACGCGUCGGGGGCGGCCGUCCGCGCGCUCGAUGCGCUCGCGGACGCGUACGAGCGCAUGCUGCGGGGCUUCCCUGCGGAGUACGCGACGUACGGGAUGGGGCGCGCGGCAGCGGGGAGGGCGCGGCCGCACCUGCGGGCGCUGAUGAGCGGGUGGGCGCCGCUGAGCGAUCCGCGGCGCGGCGUGGAGGUGUGGCGGCGGUGGCGGGCGAUCGUGGACCCGGGGAGCGGGGAGGCGGGGCCGCUGACGCGGGGGGGGGGAGUGAGGGACCCGUGGGCGGCGUUGCUGGCGGAAGCGGUGCUCCCGCACGUGCGUCACGCGUUCACGACGUUGUGGAGCCCCAAGGACCCGGAGCCCGCGCUCCAGCUCCUGGAGGCGUGGCAGGGCGUCAUGCCGCCGUCGGGCACCCGCCACGUCAUUGACGCUCUCAUCCGCCCGAGGCUCCGUCGAGAGCUCGAGGCGUGGGAUCCGCGCGGCGACCCGGUGCCCCUGCACGCCUGGGUGCACCCCUGGCUCCCGCACCUCGGGUCAGACAUGGAGGAGUUCUACCCAGGCAUUCGGCACAAGUUUUCCACCGUGCUUGCCGAGUGGCAUCCGUCCGACGGCUCCGCGCUCGCGGUGCUCGCGCCGUGGCGCGCGCCGUUCGGGGAGCGCGGCUGGGGCUCGCUCAUGCAGCGCUCGGUGCUCCCGAAGCUCGCGGAGGCCCUCCGCGCCCUGCAUGUCAACCCCGCAGCGCAGGACACGGCGCCGCUCACGUGGGUGCUCGCCUGGGAGCCGCACGUCGCGCCCGCGGCGCUCGCGCAGCUGCUCGAGGCCGAGCUGUUCCCGAAGUGGCACCAGGUCCUCGACCACUGGCUCCGCGCGUCGCCAAACUUCGGCGAAGUGACUCAGUGGAUCAACGGGUGGCAAAGCCUGUUGCCGGAGCGCCUGCUGCAUCAGGAGGGCGUCCGACGGCACUUCGCGGCCGCGCUGGACGCGAUGAACCGCGCGCACGCCACCGGGGACCCCGGCGGCGCGCCGCCCGGCCCGCGCCCGCGCCCCCGCCGCCGCCGGCGCAGCCUCAGGCGCCGCGGCGGGCGGCGCCGGCGGCGGAGGUGGACGCGGCGAAGCUGUCGCUGCGGGAGCUGGUGGAGACGUUCGCGGAGGAGCACGGGGUGGAGUUUUUGCCGCGGCAGGGGCGGACGGAGGGAGGUUUGCAAGUGUGGGCGUUUGGGAGGGUCAGCGUGGUGCUCGACAGCAUCGCGCAGGUGGUGCGGGCGCACGUGCGCGGGUCGUGGCAGGCCGUGUCGCUGA